UUUCGUAGUUUUUGUUAUAUUUUUUUUUGUUUUUUUUUUUUUUUUUUUUUGAAAUGGAGUUGGUAGGUUUAAGUUCUUCUUUAAGACUAAAUAACAAGGUUCGAUCUGGAAAUUUGGCGAAUACCAUCUAUCCCAAAAGUAUUCCAAUAAUAAAGUAUGGUCCAGUCAUGGACGAUUUGGGUUUCACGCUUAGCGAGAGGCUGGCGCUAAGGCAAGCCUGGAAUAUAGUACGGCCCUUUACCCGUCGCUACGGCCAGGAAAUAUUUUUUAAUUACUUAAAUGACGCGUAUUUGGAAAUUCUUAAGUUCAAGCAUAACAAGGAAAUUAAUCUACACGCUCUUCACAACCAUUCCAGGGGAUUUUUGUUGUUCAUCGGAAGCUUGAUCGAAGAACAGGAUCCUGUGAUGUUUCAGUUGAUGUUAAAUGAUAAUAAUAUGACCCACAGCAGGUGCAAAGUUGGUGCAGCAUUCAUAUUAGAGCUGGCCCAAGCCAUGACAGAUUAUAUUCUAAAGGUCUUUGAGAAGGUGAGCUCGGCAUCGCUAGAAAGUGGAUUUCGAAAAAUCGUGGAUAAGUUCCAGGGCUACCAGGAGAAUCAACAACAACCUACUGGUAUGACCUACAAUCGCGCCUUGAUCAGGGACCUUAGCAAAAGCUCCAAUAUCGGUGUGCGUUGAUAUAUUUUUCCAAAAACCGUACAUGAUCUGUGGAUUUAUGUUUUCGGCCCUCCAUUGCUAUUGCUCCCCCGCAAAUGGAAAUUAUGUCGGUGGUUCGUGAGCUGCCUCGGCCAUUGCCUCGGCCUCUGCCACUGCUAUGUAGUGCUCUCGUCUGAUAUGGGGUUAGCUCUGUCGCAGUCGCAGUCGUCGUGGACGUGGACGUCGCCCUCGUAGCUCUGCCGCUAUUAGUACCGCCGAUUUCGUUUAUUUGCUAAGCGCGUUUCCUUGGAGAAAUUCAGUUUUGUCCGGGCGCUCAUCGCGUCCAUUUGCACGUUUCGGCGGUUCUACUAGAACAAUAAAAACAAAACUCUUGAAAAUCUCGCAUUAGCGGGCGGAACAUUUAAA
Drosophila ananassae is the source of this 1058-nucleotide messenger RNA. RefSeq lists its product as uncharacterized. Gene Ontology annotation, molecular function: oxygen binding; heme binding. Bases 54 to 674 code for a protein of 206 amino acids. Lineage: Eukaryota; Metazoa; Arthropoda; Insecta; Diptera; Drosophilidae. The record is from RefSeq and is a predicted model, not a curated record. The transcript is spliced from 3 exons.